UGUCGCUCACCCUCACAUGAUUCCAGCUGAGGACAUCAACAAGAGUGACGGCUUAAAACUGAUGUGAUCAGGCGGAGAUGUUUUAAUCCUGGGAGGAGAGAAUGGGAAACAGCUGUGCAGCUUCUGCUCUUACUGUCUAGUUUCUGUUUUCUCCUCCUUUUCUUGAAGUUCCAUUUUGCUGUAUUUUUUGUUGUUGUCACCACGAUGGAUCUGAGUUUGUGGCAGUACCAGUUCAGGAUCAUCAUGCUGGGCGACUCCACGGUGGGCAAGUCCUCGCUGCUGAAGCGCUACACUGAGAACACCUUCCUGGAGACCAUCGACGAGACCGUAGGUGUGGACUUCUAUGUCAACUUUCUGGAGGUGGCACCAGGGGUCCGGGUCAAGCUGCAGUUCUGGGACACGGCCGGCCAGGAGAGGUUCAGAUCAGUGACCCGCUCUUAUUACCGCAACUCAGCCGGAGGCCUCUUAGUGUUCGACAUGACCAACCGAGCCUCCUUCGACCACAUCAAAGACUGGCACAGCGAAGUGAGCGAGCGAAUCCAGCCGGAGAAGAUCCUCUUCAUCCUCGUGAGUCACAAGAGCGACCGAGACGCUCACGGGGAGCGAGUGGUGAGUCGCGAGGAGGCGGAGAAACUCGCCGGACAGCUGGGGGUUCCCUAUGUGGAGGCCUCUGCCAGGACAAACCACAACGUCAAGGAAACCUUUGAGCUGCUCGCCCGGCGAAUUUACCAGGGACUUCUGAGUGGAGAAGUGAACCUGCAGGAAGGAUGGGACGGAAUCAAGUGCUCCCUGUCGCAGACGCUGAAGCUCAAGCGGGCCAAUCUGGCCUUGAGAGACUCGAAAAAGAAGAAAAAGUUUUGCUGCUGAGCCUUUAUAUGUUUGACUUUCCAUGUUGUAUUUACAACCAUUCAAAUACAAGCAGUUCACUCUUGCAACACUUGAUGGUAGAAGGGAGGGAAAGCCCAAAACAAAAGCGACUAAA
Synchiropus splendidus (mandarinfish) is the source of this 982-nucleotide messenger RNA. RefSeq names its product RAB42, member RAS oncogene family (gene rab42b). NCBI's taxonomy places the organism in Eukaryota, Metazoa, Chordata, Actinopteri, Syngnathiformes, Callionymidae. Gene Ontology annotation, molecular function: GTP binding; GTPase activity. The transcript is spliced from 2 exons. The record is from RefSeq and is a predicted model, not a curated record. The coding region runs from base 205 to 867 and encodes 220 amino acids.